CUUCUUAUAUCGUCUACAUUUUUCUAAUCAAGAAACCACGAUUUUCCUUAAUUUUGAAAAUUUUAAGGGAGGGUGGCUGCUACCGCCACUGAAGUCGUUGCUGGUCUUUUCUCUUCUGAAUGUCAAUGUUCACGAAAAUGUCAAGAGAUAAAAUACCGUGCGUGGGUAAUCCGACGUGUUUUUUCGGAAAAUAUAACAUUAACGCAAUGGUUUUUAGUUUCUACAAAAUGGCGGAAAACGUAAACGUCCCCGGGUUACUUCGAACAAGUUUGUAGAAGUCAUGUUCUGUAACACGUGAGUGUUGCGAAAGAAACUGAUAAUGAUGAAAACAGCCAUGGAGAGGAUAGGGAUAGUAGGAGCUGGAAUGACGGGCGCCACUGUGUCCUCUCUACUGAGAGCAGAGUGUGCAGACAGCAAGUUGUUGGUCCUCGACAAGGGCAGGGGUGUAGGCGGAAGGAUGUCUACCAGUCGUUGUGUGGAGGCAAAGAGUUCUUCAGUAGAUUUGGGGGCACAGUACAUAUCAAUUACAGAGGCAUACCGAGAAAAGCAUCAGAGAUUCCAUAACGAGUUGAUUUCAGCUGGAGUUCUAAAGAACCUGACUUGUGAAAUUGAAGGGGAGAGAAAUCAGGAUUCAUCCGUCACCCACCAUGUCGCUCCAGAAGGAGUUAGUUCCAUUGUCAAGCAUUACCUCAAUCAAUCAGGGGCAGAACUUCACACGUCUCAGCAUGUAACUCGUGUCGAUAUCAAAGGGGACAAAGUGGAGCUGAUGAGUGACAGCGGUGUGUCGUAUCAGUGUGACUCCGUGGUGCUGACCAUGCCCGUCCCCCAAAUUCUGCAACUCCAGGGCUCCAUAGCAGAAAUUUUAAACUCAAAGCCUGAUGUGAAACGGAACUUGGAGGACGUGUCUUACUCCUCGCGGUUCGCUGCAGGGCUCUUCUACAACCCCAGCACCAAUCUGAACUAUUCCUGGGCUGGAAAAUACAUCACAGGGAAUCCCUGUGUUCGAUUUGUCAGCAUUGAAAACAAGAAACGGAAUUUGACUGACUCUGAGCUUGGACCCUCUGUGGUUGUCCACACCAGUGUUCCCUUUAGUUUAGAACACCUAGAGGAAGACAAGAAUGCGAUAGUUCCCACAAUCCUUCAGCACCUCCGAGACGUGUUGCCAGAGUUACCUGAACCGACUGAGAUCAAAGGUCAUAAAUGGAGAUUCUCACAGGUUCAUAAAGCUUACGUGAACAGUCCAGGCUGUGUGAUUCUAAAUGAGAGACCGUUAAUCAUUUUGGCGGGUGACGGGUUCACUCACUCCAAUAUGGACGGAUGUAUAGAGUCUGCAAUCUCCACAACAGAAGCCAUGCUGAAAGUGCUAGCCAGCAAGUCUAAUAUCUAGACACCGAAGACUAAUUAUUCAGAAUUGAGAAAAUGAUUAUGAUUUUGUCACUGGAGGGUGUGUUUGUUUGUUUGUGUGUUUAUAUUCCUCUCCAACUCAGUAUUAAGAGCAUGAUACACUGUCACUUUAUAAUAAUGUACAUGUAAUGUGGGCCAAUUCAAAAGAAUUUUUAUUUUACUCACUGAAGUGGAGAUCAAGUAAAGUUGCCUGUACCUAAAGUCGUCUAUUAAAUUUUUAUCUUUAAUCGACGCCUUCAGAUUCAGUAUGCUACAUGUAUUUUAAACUAAAUUUAUCGCUACAAGAACCAUUUGACUAGAAAAGACUCAUCCUUAGUGAAGAUUACAUUCAUGCUUGGACCACAGGCAAUCAUAUUACUUGUAUAAGAAUUUACUACUCUGUAUUGGUAAAUUUUAACUCGGGUGAUUUAACUGCCUGUGGAUUGGACUAAAAAUCUUCAAAAAAAAUAUUUUUCAAGAACCACAAGUGUACACUUAGUCUAAUUAACGUUUUAAAUAAAAGUAUCCUCAUGUAGUGUGUAGAUUCAAGCAAAUUACCCCCAGAAAUUGGGAAAAACAUUCAAAUGAACAGUGAAUACCAAAAGCAUCAAUAUUUGUGGUAAAAUGGUUAGAUGAUGAAAAUAUGAAGACCCAAUCAAUACAUAUUUUGAAUUUUCAUGGAUUGUGUGUUGUUUUAUAUUUAUUAUUAUGGGAGGCAAAGUGUGCUAUUAUUGAAAUGGAAUGGGGAAAUUUUAUGCAGUGAGACAAAUUAAUAUAUGUACUUGAAUAAAUGAUUCAUUUAUAAUUUUAUUUUUUACAUUGAUAUAAUAUGUUUGUUAUAGAGAUGUAGUCAGACUUUGUCAAACACAUUUGUAUGUAUAUGAAUUGUAAGGUUAUGCAUAAGUAUAAAAUUAUGAAAAUUA
Ostrea edulis (European flat oyster) is the source of this 2306-nucleotide messenger RNA. RefSeq names its product renalase-like. The coding region runs from base 320 to 1387 and encodes 355 amino acids. Gene Ontology annotation, cellular component: extracellular region. Lineage: Eukaryota; Metazoa; Mollusca; Bivalvia; Ostreida; Ostreidae. The record is from RefSeq and is a predicted model, not a curated record. The transcript has 7 exons. Gene Ontology annotation, molecular function: oxidoreductase activity, acting on NAD(P)H.